UGUGGGAGCGAUUAUGCCAGACAGGCUAUGGACAACAUUCCUGCCUAUAUCUUCCUCGUGCCGGCACAAGGUAUGUGCGGGUAUGGGGGUUUCCAGUUGUUCAGGAAAAGUCGUGGUACAAAGCGAAGGAGUGUGCGGUGGAGAUAGAGAGGUCGAGGUCAAUAGAAAAAAUAAGUCUGAUAAUCCUUGUCGCUAGUGGAAUGUCGCUAGUGAACUGAUUGUGUGUCUGGGGUGCAGGAAGGAAAAUGGAAAGCCCCUUGCACGCUCACGCACAAUCGAACUGGUCCUCCGAAGCAACGAGAUAUAUUGGCCGUGUGUUCGAAGGAUGGGGUUUUUUUUUACGCCAAAGUGUGUGCGCUUGCGGUUUAUCACGUGCUUAGAACCGGACGCGUGCUUGCAUCUUCCUUGGCGUGCGAUCACGGUAUAUAUAUUCUAUCCCCACAUUGCAAGGAGGUAUCAGUUCGCUUGGACACCAGUUCCCGGCAGCAAGACGUGUUGUGUUCCCUGAAGUGAUCAGUGUAGUGUGUUAGUUACGAGAAGAUGAAGACGGCAGCAGUUGUGUUGGCGGUCGUGUCCCUCGUAGGAUGUGCAGUGGCCGUGUCGCACCCUUACACGCAAUGUGCCUCGAAUGAGAUGCUGGUGUCUUCGCCACCGUGCUGCGAACCAACGUGCGACUGUGACUGUGAGCAUGUCACCUGUCAGCAGAUGCUCGUGUACCAGCCGACCUGCGUCUGCAUGCAGGGCUUCGUACGCCUGGAGGGUCGCUGUGUUCCGAAGACGUGCUGUCCGGCUCCCGAGCCAACGUGCCCCACUGAAGCUCCCGUGUAUCAUCAACCGUCGUGCGGCUGUGGUCAAACUCCUUGCCAGUGCGAGCAACCGAAGUACCAUCCUGCUCCCUGCGAAACUACCCCCAAACCCUGCCAUCCGGUGUACGAACAGCCCUCGUGCGGCUGUGGCCAAACUCCCUGCAAGUGCGAACAGCCCAUGUACGAACAGCAGCCUUCGUGCGGUUGUGGCCAAACUCCUUGCCAGUGCGAGCAACCGAAGUACCAUGCUCCUGCUCCUUGCGAAACCACUCCCAAACCCUGCCAUCCGGUGUACGAACAGCCCUCGUGCGGUUGUGGUCAAACUCCCUGCAAGUGUGAGCAACCCAUGUACGAACAGCAGCCUUCGUGCGGUUGUGGCCAAUCUCCCUGCAAGUGUGUCCAGGUGUUGUACAAGUCUUGCGAAACGAAACCCACCACCACUACGCCCUGUCCUCCCGUGUACGAGCAACCGUCGUGCGGCUGUGGCCAAACUCCCUGCAAAUGCGAACAGCCCAUGUACGAACAGCAGCCCUCCUGCGGCUGUGGCCAAACUCCCUGCAAGUGCGUCGCCAAAUGCCAUCCCGUGCCGGAGCACAAGCCGUGCGAGACUACUACUCCUGCCCCAACCUGUGCCGCCUGCGAGGAGCUAGUGUUUGUGCAGCCGUGCUGCGAGCCGACGUGCGAUAACGACUGUUCCGGUGUGCAGUGCAGCCCGCUGCUGCUGGUCGAAGAGCCAACCUGUGCCUGCCGGCCCGGGCUCGUCCGCUACCAGGGGCACUGUGUGGAGCCGUCCGUCUGCCCGAAGAGUGCCUCCCGCUAUCGGCUGUACGUACCGAAAACCGUUUCCUGUGCCUGCACUUCGUGCUGAAACGGGCCAAGCGACGCUCUUGCAACCUUGACACGAUGAAACAGUAAAGUGACUAGGGAGCGGAAACGCAAUGGAAAAAGAAAAACAUUGAUUCGGAAAUAAACCAAAAACAAGCAACAGCAGUCCACGAGAGUGUUUUCUUUGAAUUUUGUAGUACUUUGAGGGA
Anopheles coluzzii is the source of this 1840-nucleotide messenger RNA. Its product is annotated as keratin-associated protein 9-1-like. Lineage: Eukaryota; Metazoa; Arthropoda; Insecta; Diptera; Culicidae. The record is from RefSeq and is a predicted model, not a curated record. The coding region runs from base 541 to 1674 and encodes 377 amino acids. The transcript is spliced from 3 exons.